AUGAACUUCUAUCGCGAUGCUACCUAUGUGCUUGAAUUUGUAGAAAAAACCGAGUCUCAGGGCCGCGUUGCCGGUUCGUUGCAGACUUUGGUUCUCAAUUCAUGCAAAAAGUUCAAACUCAACACCAAUCCCAAACAUAUUUAUGCCGCCGUGCACUCGUGCUGGCUCUACAGAGAGUUUCUCGAUACAAUCCUGCAACGGUCUAAGAUUUUGAAGGAAAUUCCAAAAAAGAAGGGCGAGCCCGCUUUCAACAAGACCACCAUCAAACUCUUGGUGCAUGAUCUUUUGUUUUCGAAAAACAAGAGAAUACAAAUGGGCAAACACCCAAUCAAGGAAUUUGUUCUGAAGCACAAGACUCGUCUCAAUAGUGAGCUGGUGCGGCUGAAACUCAAGUUGAAAGUCACCGAUCUGAAGCAACUGUUGAAUGACAAUAGUUCUGACGUCACACCGGUGAGGUGGAUCCGGAUCAAUCCAAUUCGCGCACGUCACAAGGAAAAAGAAGUUUUGGUCGAGCUCUACAAAAAAUUCCCCACCAAGGUCGGCUCUUGGACCGAAAUUGUGCCGGGAACCAUCUACGAGGACGAAUUUAUACCCAACCUCUUUGGAGUGCAUCCAGGCGACAAAAUAACUUCGCAUGAGCUCUAUAAAACGGGCAAAAUUAUCAUACAAGACCGGGCUUCUUGUUUCCCUGCACAUAUUCUGAAUCCACAAAAAUCUGACGUUGUCAUUGACGCUUGUGCUGCACCCGGUAAUAAGACUACCCAUGUAGCAGCUCAUAUUUUCCAAAACGAAGAACCAGGCAGCGUCAAAGUUCAUGCAUUCGAAAAGGACCCUGAAAGGGCGAAAACUUUGCGCACCAUGAUCAAGAGCGCCGGUUGCUCGAAUGGAAUUGAAGUACAUGUGGGAGAUUUCACGAAGAUUGCGAAACCGGCGUCAUUUCAAAAUGUCACUGGCUUUAUCGUUGAUCCCAGUUGCUCUGGAAGCGGAACUUUUGGUCGCCAGGCCAUCGAUCAGCAUAACAAAAAUAAAGAACAAAGCGCGACGCCAAAAGAUGAUGAAACGACCGCAUUGCCGUUAGAAGAGGAGCCAGAAGACAUUGCAGACAAGGAUCUCAAAAUCAGAUUACAGAAGCUGUCCUCGUUCCAAUUUGAAAUCGUACGCUACGCAUUAUCAUUCCCCAGUGCUAAAAAAUUGGUCUACAGUACCUGUUCUGUUCAUGCAGAGGAAAACGAGCGAAUUGUGAUAGACUUAUUGCUCGAUCCUAAGGUGAAAGAGGCUGGGUGGCGUGUGAGAAAGCGCGCUGGCGUCAUACCGACGUGGCCAAGAAGAGGGCUGUAUAGCGAAUUUGAAGAAGUGUUUCGCGACGAAGAGAAAGCCAAGGAACUAGCAGAGGCUUGUAUAAGAGUCUCUCCCAAAGAGGACGGCGGGAUCGGAUUCUUUGCCGUGUGCUUUGAGCGCGAUUGA
This is a messenger RNA of Lachancea sp. 'fantastica', 1464 nucleotides long. The record is from the annotation of a GenBank genome assembly. Lineage: Eukaryota; Fungi; Ascomycota; Saccharomycetes; Saccharomycetales; Saccharomycetaceae.